Darwinula stevensoni is the source of this 3391-nucleotide messenger RNA. NCBI's taxonomy places the organism in Eukaryota, Metazoa, Arthropoda, Ostracoda, Podocopida, Darwinulidae. The record is from the annotation of a GenBank genome assembly.
AUGAAGACGAGGGGCAGGGAUAUCACCGGAGGGGGGGAGGGGAUGUCGCCGGAGUGGGGGAGGGGAUGUCGCCGGAGGGGGGGAGGGGGUGUCGCCAAGGGGGAUCCGGGGCAUGGGGCCCUCGAGUUCCUCGAGCCUUCGAGCCUCGUAAGCCACUGGGAAACCAUCCGCAAUCAUGAUGUCCUGGCACUCAGAGACUAUGACGGCGGCCACGAGGACGCGGAGGAGGUGGAGAAGGGGAAGGAAAUGAAGGCAUCGAGCAGUUCGAGCAGGGAACCACUGAGCAUGGAGACGGCCGGGUCCAAGUCGGCGUCUGCGGGGUUCUACGUGAAGAGGGGCGUGGCCCUGUGUCUCCUGGGUGUGGUCGUCGCUCUCAUCGCUCUCACGGCGGUCAUCGUGUAUUUCGCCGUGCCCCAGAAUCUUCAGCCGCCGGACGGCAGUUCGUCCGGACGGAGCAGUACGGAAACUUCGCUCUUGCCCGUUAAGAAUUACGAGGAUCAUCGCCUUCCCGGGCACCUGCGUCCUUCGACCUACCACGUCCGAAUCAUCCCGUUCGUGCAGCCCGGGAAUUUCACGACUCGCGGCCGGGUGCAGGUCCACCUGCACUGCGUUUCGCCGGGCAAGAACGUCACGCUGCACGCGUUGGAACUCGAGAUCGACAACACCACGCUGGACGUGUCGGACGGCAACGGGAAGCCGGUGGCCGUGUCCAAAGUGUCCCGCGACGAGGAGCGACAGUUCUUCGUCAUCCACUUGAUCGAACCGCUGAAAGUCGGCACGAACUAUACGGUGUCCAUGGACUUCACGGGGCGCAUCAACGACGGGUUGGCGGGGUUCUACCGCAGCAAAUACGUCGAGGACAACCAGACGCGGUGGUUGGCAGCGACGCAGUUCCAGGCGACGGAUGCCCGUCGUGCCUUUCCGUGUCUGGACGAGCCGGCUUUCAAGGCCAAGUUCAAGAUGACAUUUGCCAGGCCCAGAAACUUGUCCGUCAUCGCCAACAUGCCGCUCGAGAAGACACAACCCAUGCCGGAGAUGGAAGGCUGGGUGUGGGAGACGUUCGAGGAGAGCGUCCCGAUGUCCACGUACCUGGUGGGGUUCGUCGUGUCGCCAUUCGCCUACGUGGAGUCGCAGUAUCGGGUGGAGCCGCGGUUCCGGGUGUACAGUCGGCCCGAUUCGCUGGCGCAGACCCAGUAUGCACUGGACCUGGGGCCUCGGAUUCUCGAGUACUUCGAGCAGUACUUCGGUCUUCCCUUUCCCCUGCCCAAGCUGGACAUGGUCGCGCUGCCUGAUUUCAGCGCCGGCGCCAUGGAGAACUGGGGAAUCAUCACCUAUCGGGAGACGGCGAUGCUGUACGAUGGGAGUCUGUCAUCAGCCUGGGACAAGUUGUUUGUGGCGACUGUGGUAAGCCACGAACUGGCCCAUCAGUGGUUUGGCAACCUUGUCACCCCCAAAUGGUGGGAUGACCUCUGGCUCAACGAGGGGUUCGCCUCUUACAUGGAGUACGUCGGCGUCGACCGUGUUGAGCCUCGAUGGAAAAUCCUGGAUCUGCAAGUGGCCUUCGACAUCCAUCAGUCAUUCGAGACGGAUGCAUACGAGCACAGUCACCGGAUCUCCAAUCCCGUCAAUCACCCGAAUGAGAUCUCCCAGAGUUUCUCGACCGUCACCUACUCCAAAGGGGCAUCGAUCAUCCGGAUGAUGGAUUAUUUCCUCACGCACGGCACGUUCCGGCGGGGUCUCACCAAUUACUUGGAGUCCCUCAAAUACGAUGUGGCGAAGCAGGACAAUCUCUGGGCGUCCUUGACCAAGCAGGGCCACGACGAAGGGACCUUGCCGAAGGACAUGACCGUGAAAGCGAUCAUGGACACGUGGACCUUGCAGAAGGGGUUCCCCGUCCUGACCGUCAACAGGACCAAAGACGGACGGGGCACCACUGUUUCCCAGACGCGUUUCCUGCUGGGGAAGCUGGGUGCGGACGCGGAGGAAGGCGCGUUCGGGUACAAGUGGUACGUUCCCUUGUCCUACACGACGAAAUCCCGAGCGGAUUUCACAGACACACAACCCAAGGCCUGGCUCACGGCGAAGGGAGAAUCCAUCACCAUAUCGGAUCUCCCCGAGAGGGAAUGGGUCAUCUUCAACGUCCAUCAGACGGGAUACUACCGUGUCAACUACGAUCUGGACAACUGGCAGAAACUCACUAAACAGCUCCUCGAAGAUCAUCUCAAAAUAAACACGGUGAACCGGGCACAGAUCCUGGACGACGCCUUUGCCCUGGCCCGGGCGGGACUCUUGUCCUAUGACAUUCCCUUCGACCUGACGAAAUACCUGGCGAAGGAGAAGGAGUAUUUGCCCUGGUCCGCCGCAUUCCGCAAUCUCGGAUACAUCAAGAACAUGCUCACCACCACCUCUCUCUACGGCAAGUUCAGGGAAUACUUACUCGGGCUGCUGGCCCCGCACCUGUCGUCCCUGCGACUGGAAGGAAUCGAUGACGUGGAGGAGUCGUACGAGAGGAUCGCGGACGUCUUCCUUUCGACCAACCUCAUGUCUUGGUCUUGCCAGCUGGACCAUUCCUCUUGCGUCUCGAAUGCCACCUUUCAGUUCCAGCAGUGGAUGGACAGAUACGAUUCCACUCAGCCGGACAAACCCCUGCUGAGUCCGAACACAAAGAGCAUCGUGUAUUGCUAUGGAGUGCAAGAAGGGAAAGAGAAAGAGUGGAACUUCGCAUUGAAACACAUGGACAAGACGAACGUGGCCUCGGAGAAGUCGAAGAUCAUGUCCAGCCUGGGAUGCACCAAUGAAGUCUGGAUCCUCAGCAAGUAUCUGGGAAUGAUGCUGGACGAGAAAUCCGGGAUCCGAAAGCAAGACAUCUCGAAGGUGUUCGAUAGCGUUGCCUCCAACGACGUCGGCAUCUACUUGGCCUUCGACUACAUCCAAGACAACUUCGACAAAAUCCGGGACUACUUGGGAGCGGGUGGCCUGUUCUCUCUGUCUCGAUUCGUGAGUCCGUUCGGCCGGAAAUUCAACACCCAAUUCUAUCUGAAGCUGAUGAAAGAUUUCUACAAGAACCACGAGGGUCGAUUGGGAGACGCCGAGAGGGCGACGAAGCAAGCCAUCGAAAAGGUGGAAUCCAACAUCGCUUGGAUGGAAUCCAAUUACGAACGCAUCUCCCGCUGGCUCGACGGCCAAUGAAGGCCGAUGCGAGUGUAAUGCCAUGGUGAGACCUUUACUACUCAGUGAUCGGUACCUAUCCAAUUCUUUCAUCGCACGUGUGAGUGCAGUCUGUCCCGUCCAAGUACUUAUUCAUCAUAUUCGAGUCGAAGUGACCGUAUUUGAUAUGAAUGUUUCACGAAUGAAGACCCGGUUCGAGAUGACUGGGGGAAUUUUCGUCAGA